Molecule: messenger RNA, 744 nt
Organism: Gavia stellata (red-throated loon)
Lineage: Eukaryota; Metazoa; Chordata; Aves; Gaviiformes; Gaviidae
Gene: HOXB9
Product: homeobox B9
Exons: 2
Coding region: 1-744 (247 amino acids)
Biological process (GO): embryonic skeletal system morphogenesis; anterior/posterior pattern specification; DNA-templated transcription
Cellular component (GO): nucleus
Molecular function (GO): RNA polymerase II cis-regulatory region sequence-specific DNA binding; DNA-binding transcription factor activity, RNA polymerase II-specific
Source: RefSeq, a predicted model, not a curated record
AUGUCCAUUUCUGGGACUCUUAGCAAUUAUUAUGUCGACUCUAUUAUAAGUCAUGAAAGUGAAGACUCGCCUUCAGCUAAAUUUUCAUCUGGGCAGUAUACGAGUUCCAGGCAAGCUGGCCACAAUGAGCAUCUAGAAUUCCCCUCCUGUAGUUUUCAGCCAAAACCUCCAGUUUUCAGCGCCUCCUGGACUCCUUUGAAUCCACAUUCUUCGGGUACCCUUCCUGCCGUCUACCAUCCCUACAUUCAGCAUCAAAGCGUCCCAUCUGACGGCAGGUAUCUACGGAGCUGGCUGGAUCCAGUGCCCAGAGCAGAGAGCCUCCCCGGGCAGGGCUCUGUUAAGGCAGAGCCGCUGCUGGGCCGUCCCGGGGAUGUCCAUAAACAGGGAACACAGGAGUACAAUUUAGAAACUUCUGCUGCAAGGGAAGGGAUCGUUUCCACUCAGAGGCCCAGCUUCGAGGACAAUAAAGUUUGUGAAGGAAGCGAAGACAAAGACAGGACAGAUCAAACCAACCCAGCUGCCAGCUGGCUUCACGCCCGUUCCUCCAGGAAAAAACGAUGCCCUUACACCAAAUACCAGACCCUGGAACUAGAGAAGGAGUUUUUAUUCAAUAUGUACCUGACGAGGGACCGUAGACACGAAGUGGCCAGACUCCUCAACCUGAGUGAGAGACAAGUCAAAAUCUGGUUUCAGAACCGAAGGAUGAAAAUGAAGAAAAUGAACAAAGAACAGGGCAAAGAAUGA